AAACGUACGAAAGUUUCCAGUCUUGGUAUAAUUUGUCAAUGGUACUGUGAUUCUUAUUGUUUGUCAAUAUGUCAAUUGUUUAAUUAUGUUUAUUGAUCAUCAUAAUCAGUAUAAUUUCAAUUAAAAGUAGGUACUUCUUCAAAGUCCUAGUCCCUCUUCUGACCGGAAUGGAACUAUUUUCCAAAUCAAAAGAUAUUUUUGUAUCUAAUUUUAAUAAAAUAUGUCGUACUUGCAUAAAAACAAAGACAGAACCUCUUCACCAGAUAUUCGAUUCAGAGGUUAUUAUAUUAAAUGAACGCAUAAGAACCUGCGAAUUGCUGAUUGCCGUAUCUACACUCAAAAUCCAUCCUGACGAUGAUUUGCCAAAAGGAAUGUGUUUCCAAUGUCUAGACUCUAUGACAAAAGCAUAUAAUUUUCAAAAAAUGUGCAUACUCUCGGAUCUAUGUAUGCGUAGUGCUGUGCUCCCUCAAAUCAAUUCUGCAGAAGCACCACUUUCAAAUAAUACGAACAAAGUACAAGACCAAAGUAAUAUCCACAUUCUUCACAAUCGACAAUUUAAUACAGUUAUCGAGAAUGUUGUUCAUUCCGAAAAAAAUAUAUCUGGGUCAAUAAUGCAAAGUGAGAUACUUCCAAGUGAUGACAUAAAUGGUUUCAAGCUCUUGUUGAUGCCAGCAGAGAACGAUCCCACUCACAAUUCGGGGCCAAGUAUUAUCAUUUCGGAUGAUGUCAGCAGCGGCAUACAGAUUUUUCCUUCUGAGCCUCAACCAGCAGUUCAUAAAGAUAGUUUAAAAGGGUCAAGCUUGAUUAUUCCGAAUGAAAUCAAGACAGAUAUGAACAUUUUCCAUAUCGAACCCCUUACAACUAGUCAAACAGAUAAAACAAUUGUUUUAGAAUCGUACAUUAAAACUAGUAAACUUUCAAAUGACCCGCAUGCUAACUUUGAUGUUUCAGUUGGAGAUAUACCGCCGUGGAAACGGGGUAAAAAUUUCGAACCGAAUGUGAUUGUUGACGACCCAUGCGUUCAAAGUGUGACCGUGCCAGGGAGAAGCAAAAGCAUUAUUAACAGUUUUACAUUGGAAACUUUACCAAAAAAACAUAUUGACGUUUUAGAUAUAAUAAACGUGACAGAUCUACGUUUGGACAGUGCGAAUAUUUCAAUUGAAGAGAAAAGCAUUGAUGAAAUGUCUACUGGAAAUGAGAAAAGAUCGAUAUUUCAAAAUAACUCUGAAAAGAACUCCAACAUCUUGCUUGCCUAUUCAAUCUCUCUAGAAGGCGAAAUCGAUCAUUCUCAUAAAACGAAUUCACCAACGUCUAAUGAUAAUGCUGGAAAAUCAACGGUUUCAGUUGAUGUGGAGGAUUUAAUAGAAACUAAUUUCGUGGAAAAUGUAGUUAUACAAAAAGAGAAACCUGUUCCGAAUCCCUCAGAAUCCGAAGAACCAAGAAUUGCAAGUGUGCAUACGAAAAAAACCGAAGAAAAUCUAGACAACGAAACGGGAAUUCCAGAUACAGAUAUCCACAAAACUGCCAGACCAAAUCGUCGUUGUGAAAAAAUGUUCAACAACGAAUUUCGAAUUCAUCGGCCGCGUGAAUGUGAGAUUUUCAAUAAACAAUCCACGAAAAAAGAAUUGAUAGCCUCCCAUAAGCUAAAUAAUCAAAAUGACAUUGAUGGCACAACAAAAUUUCAGUGCAAAAUAUGCUUAAAACUAUUUAAAAGUUUGAAUAGCCUCACUAGACAUAAACAACUGCAUGAAGGAAGUAAAAAGGUUGAUCAUCAGAGUAUGCACAUCGGUACUAAGUCACAUGUUUGUGAAUACUGUCAGAAAUCCUUUCAACAAGCGAGUUUGUUAAAAAAUCACUUACGGACACAUACUGGUGAGCAGCCUUUUUUAUGUGCAGAAUGUGGAAGAGCAUUCAAUAAUGCGAGUAAUUUAAGACAACAUCAAUUGCGUCAUAGUGGUAUCAAAAGCUACCAAUGUCCUGAGUGUCCAAGUAAAUUUGCUUCAAAAGGUGGUCUUUUCUCGCACAAAGCAACUCACAGCAAUCAGAAACCUUAUGAAUGUUGUACUUGUGGGUCAAGAUUUACUAAAAAUUUCUCCCUUAAGAAGCACCAAAGAAUACACACUGGAGAAAAGCCUUUUAAAUGUGAUCAUUGUGAAAUGAGGUUCAAUUCCUCAGAUCAUAUGAAACGCCAUAUGCGAACACAUACUGGGGAAAAACCAUUCAAAUGUAAAUACUGCGAAAGGAAGUUUACGCAAUCAAACGAUUUGAUGAAACACCUUCAAUCGCACUUAGGCGAGAAUGUCUACAAAUGUGAGGAGUGUGAUGCCUCUUUUAGGUUAAGUGUGGAGCUGAAGAAACAUGUCUCCGAACAUUAUAAAGCUCAGACAAAAGAUAAAACAAACAAAUAUACUGCUUAAAUAACAACAUUUUAUAUGGAAAGAAUGGAUUAAUGGUAGAACUAUAAUUGACGGAAGCGUCGGAAGAAACGGAGGGAAACAGCGCUCGCAACCGCAUUCGACGGAUGAAAACUUUUCAAAAAGUCGAAGAAAACAACACCAAAAAAAAAACCUGAAAGAGCAGAAUAACAAUAAUUAUACUUGAAGGAGCUAGCAAAAAUGCCAAGUCUAUGCAUUUGCAAUGUUGAUAAGCUAAAAAGCCUACAAUUAGGUGAAUCUAAUCAUGUGGAGAGGUGGGGCAGUACGUAGUGUACUGGCCUCUGAACUCAAGUGUACGGAAAAAGUGUGACGGAAAAAGUUUUUCAAAUUAAAAAUAACUAGACUAAACAGUGCUGUAACUCUAGCCAUAAACACUUGGUGGUAGCACCUUCAAGAUGUUGUUGUUCAAAGAUUAUAAUUAAUAAUUAAUAUUCACUUUGUAGAAAUUUUCAAGGGUUUAUUUAAUUAAAUUUUAUAUUUUGCAAAUCAAUCGCAACAAUAAAAUGAAGUUUGACAAAUUUGA
Molecule: messenger RNA, 2958 nt
Organism: Episyrphus balteatus (marmalade hoverfly)
Lineage: Eukaryota; Metazoa; Arthropoda; Insecta; Diptera; Syrphidae
Product: zinc finger protein 23-like
Exons: 5
Coding region: 168-2417 (749 amino acids)
Biological process (GO): regulation of transcription by RNA polymerase II
Cellular component (GO): nucleus
Molecular function (GO): DNA-binding transcription factor activity; zinc ion binding; RNA polymerase II cis-regulatory region sequence-specific DNA binding
Source: RefSeq, a predicted model, not a curated record